AUGUGUCAGGCUGACCAGACUGCCACUUCGGAACGCGAUGCUGGCGGUCACGAGGCCAAGUGGAAGCUCAAGGCCGCUGAAGCAAGAAUUGCGAUUGGGAUUUCUUUGUCAUCUGCUCUCUGGACGAGCAGAGAUGACUUUGUAGGGGAGGGCCUGAGGCUGACUGCCAGGCAGCAAGACUUGAUCGAUACCGUCGCCGCAAAGGUCUUGCUCUCCAAACGUGGCCAACUUGCGGUUGAUGUGCUGAAGGACACAUACUUAGAUAUUUCUCAAGGCCAUGACCGGAUGAAACACAGCCGUGCUGACGGUGUAGCUUGCACCUUCACCACCUCGACAUUGCUUUACUCCUACUCAGAAGACCGUGUCGUUCUUCCUUUGGAGAUGAUGCUCAUGCACGGCUUCCCCAGAUCCGCAAUCGCCCCCCGAAGCAUUGGGCAGCGUGCUCUCAAAGAUAUGGUAGGCAAUGGAAUGAGCCUCCCUUGCUUGGCCACCAUGGUUUGGGCUUUCUGGGUCAUGCGCAACCGACAGUUCGAAGCUCCGCAGCAGACACCACUCCAGAUCCUUUGCCCAAGCCGUGUUUCCAGAGUGAAGCAAAAGCAAACACCCACACCAGCCAGACUUAGAGACAGAGUUGCUCAGCAGCCAGCGAGAAAGAGGCAGCGUGUUGUCAUUGACAUCACGGAAGACUUCGAUUGA
Molecule: messenger RNA, 696 nt
Organism: Symbiodinium sp. CCMP2592
Lineage: Eukaryota; Dinophyceae; Suessiales; Symbiodiniaceae
Source: the annotation of a GenBank genome assembly